AAAAAACUAUCAAUAAAAAAUAUAAUUCUCUAUUUACAACAAGAAAAAUGAAAAAUUAUAAACAUAUAAAUUUAAAUUAAGAAAAACUAACAUUGGAAAAACAAGAAGUUAAUGUAAAAUAAAAAAAACCGAUAAAUGAUAUUAUAAAUAAAAUAAAUUUAUAAGAUAUAAUCCGCGCGAAGCGCGGAAAAAAUCUCUAGUUACUAUAAAGACAGAAAGCUACACGUUUGAAGGGGAAACAAAAUGGUUUAAUAAUCGAUAUUAAUAAUAAAAUUUCACUAGCUUAACAACUAACAUGUAUCUAUAAUCAAUGUGUUUUCUGUUCUUUGAACCACCCAAAAGUAAUUUACUAGGAUUUGAUGGGUUUUUUUUUUCUUACUAAAUUGUAAAUAUCAUAUAAUGAAAGAAUAUUUUACAAAGUAAGAUCUAGAGUCUGAACUCAUUUUGGCAAAAAAGAAAUAAAAAACAAGGGAUCAAAAAAUAAGCCUACAAGAUUGAUGGGUUUUGUAACUUGAACUAGUUCAUUAUUGGUAUACGAAAAGAACUGUUUAUAUUUUACUUUUAACCGGAUGGAGGACAUUGGGUACAACAGUUUCCAACUGCAACUAUACAUUGCAGGAGUGAAGACAGUAGUCACAUCAAAAAUUUCUGUCAAAAUGUUGGAUUUUCAAAAAUAAAGAGAGGGGAUUCUUGUUACUCGGUUGAAAUCUAGCUCACGUAUUCACGGUGCUUGAAUAUUCAUUCAAAUUUCAUUGCGUUUUUGUAGAAGAAAAAUAUAUAAAAGAUUGUCUUAUUGGUAGGACUAGGCAAAAUCUCUAUAUAAAUUUUGAUAUAAUUCGUUAUUCAUUUCGAUUUGAUCCGAAAAUUUUGAAUAUAUGUAGCUUUAUAAAAUAAAUCAAAUAAUAAUAUGUAAUAUUCAUAAAAAAUAAAAUAAAUCAUAAAUACUAAUAUUUUUAAAAAUAAAUAUUUGUUUCGAUCUGUUAUAUAAAUAUAUAUACAUAUAUUUACAAAAUCAUAUAGAUAAAUUAUAUAAUUCUAUUAUAUAAGUUUUACAAUAUCUUUUAUUUAUUAAAUUGAUUAUUUUAGUUAUUAGAAUUUUAAAAGGUAAGAAUUAUUAUUAUUUUAUAUUAUUUUUCGAUUUUUUUAAAUUUAAUUUAUUUAUAUAAUCGUAUAUCCGGUUAAAAUAUAAAAAAAAUCAGAUAUUCAAACAUCAAAUAUUUGGAUAACUACAGAUCAAAUCGGAUAAUUAUUAUUUAGAUGAAACAAAUUGGAUCAUUAUAGUAUAAAUUUUGAAAUUCUAUUCAUGUCCGCUCUUUCUUAUUAGUCUUUUUGGAAAUUAUCAGGUUUAUUCAUAAACUGAAAUUAUACAUGUUAAGAAGACUACUACCGUUUAUCAAUUGAUGUGAUGCCAAUGCAACAUAUGACAUUUUAUUCAAUAACAAGUCAUAAGUUAUUGUUAGUUUUAAUAUUGUUCGAAUUCAUUCGCAAAUCGCUUAUUAGUAUUGAAUCGUUGUUUAGUAUCAUAAAAUAAAAUGAUUUUAAGUUUGAAUUUAUAUUAGAUCUUGAUCCGCGCAGUGUUGGAUUUAACUUGCGUUUAAUGUAAAUCUAUAAACCAUUGAUUUUAUAAAAUAUCUAUUUAUAUUUUUAUGUUUUGUAAAAUAUAUUUAGAGUAGAAUAUAUUAUAUUAUAAUAUAGAUAUUUGAUAAUAAUUUUUAUAUGUACAUAAUAUUAUAUUUAUAAUUUUAUAUAACUUGAUGCAAUUUGAUGAAUUGUAAUAUUCAUAUAUUAACUUAUUGAUUUUUUUGUUUAUUUAUUUAAAAAUAAUUUAAUAUUUUACAGUAGGUUUUUAUGAACUAUUAUGAAUUUUAUGAUAUUUGAUUUUAAGUGAAGUGGCAGAUUUGUAAAUAAGAAAGAAAUGCAAUAGCUAAAUGUGUAGAUAAAAAAAAUAUUUAAUUUGCUAUUCGUGCUUCCAAACAAUUCUCAUUUAAUCUACUAUCCAAAUUUCCAAACGACGGAAUCUGUAAAUGAGAAAUAAAUACAGUGACUAAAUAUAUAAAUAAAAAAUAUUUAAUAUCUUAUCUUUAUUUUUAAACAAUUUUUAUUUAAUCUAUUAUCUAAGUUUUCAUACAAUAUCAAAAUAUAUUUCAAUCGUAAUAAUAUAGAUGAUCUAGGACCGAUCAUAUAAUUCUGCAAUAAACAAACAAACAACAUUUAAUUUCAAAUCACAAUUUUAUAUUGAAGUGACAUGUAAACAAAACAAGGCUUAUGACUCACCCUAUUUUAAAUAUAUCUGGAUACGAUGACAAAGUAAAUGACAACUUUAAUAAGGUUACGUUGCACAUAUUUUUAUUGUUGUUUGUAAUGGAAAUUUUCAUUCUAUUCUUCUCACUAAGUUAUGUGCAAGUACAGAUGAAACUAGAAAAUAAAAUGUAGAAAGUAUAAGACAUAUUUUUUUCAAAUUCACUAUAAAAAAAACAAAUACACUAAUUUUUUGAAAUAUCGCUCUUUUCUAUUACAAUUUUUUUAAAAUAACUUAAUCCUAAAUUAAACUUAUUUUAGAAUCUAAACUUCAAUUUAUCAGGAUCAUCUGAAAUAUUUUGUUUUUAAGUUUAGACUUCAAUUUUUCAAUUUCAGAAAAUAUGUCAAUGACUAUGUCAACACCUAAUGAAUAACAAUAACACUAAAAGCUUAACCACAAAAGCACCAAACAAAAAUCUCCCGCUUUUUUUCUGCAUAAACACAUUUAUUUCAUGAGGUACGUUCUCUAUGUAUAGCUAACAUAAAUUUUUUUCCCAACUUUUUUUCAAAGAAACUUUUUUCUGUUAAAUAUAUUUUCCUUUACUUUUUCUCUUCAGUUUUCAUUUAAAGUAAACUUUCAUUUUUUCAUAACAGAUAUAUUUUCUUUUUCCAAGAUAAAAUAACAUAUAAACAUCAUAGUGCACAAAUUUUAUUAUAUUCCAUUUUCAUGAUACAAAUCUAUACUAUUUUUGUACUACUUUCUGAACUAAUACAAAACACUUCAGAAAUAUACAUCUUCACCGUAUGAUUAGAUUUUUUUUUUCAAUCUGAAAUCAGUUCCACUAACACGGUUCACUACAAUAUUUGAUCAAAUUCUUAUUGAGGCAAAAACAUUGAAUUGGCUAACCUCACCGUCGAUCAUUGUAAGUACGUGAGCUAUGUUACAUAUAGACGUUAGACUAUAUAUGGAGUAGAUAUGCUGCUUAAAUCAAAUUAGAUUAAGUAAUCAUCUGAGACGAGACACUGAAUAAAGUGGUUUGCAUUCGAAAUUGUUGCAAGAUAACUACUCUAAAGAAAAUCUUUAAUUUUUGAAAGAUAAACUUAGUUGUUUCUUAAAUGGAAAUAAACAAAUAUUUUGACUCGUUGAGAAGUUAAUACAUAGUAAGUGUUCAUUGAAGUGAUCUAGAGGUUUUUUUGGGCAAAAGGGGAGCCAUUUAACGGCGUUAGAUACCGCCAAUGAUUUUCACACAUCAUCAACGUCCAGCAAAAACGACGUCAUCAACCAAUAACUCCUCCGACAUUUAUAAGUUUUUGGCAGAAACCGUUUCCAUAACACAACAUACUGCCUGUUUUUUUGCUCUCUAGACUCUAUAUAGACAGAGAGAAAACUACAAAGGUUUUUUUGCUCCAAGUAAGACACUUGCGGUAACACAUACAUAAACAAUCAUUGUCAGCUUCUUCUUUCUUUCUUGGCUCUUCUUCAUCAUCUUGCUCUGUUCACAAACUCUUUCGAAAACAGAACAAAGAUAUACAUAUCAUCAAGAAAUGGGAAAGAAAGAUGAGAAAGUCGAAACUGUUCUUCAUUUACUCAGACAACAAUCUCCUCUCACUCUUAACCAAGAGAAGUUCUGUAACAAAGAGUGCGUGGAGAGAUUCUUGGAAGGGAAAGGAAACAACGUGAAAAGAGCUGCGAAGCAACUACUGUCAUGUCUUUCUUGGAGACAAAGCAUUGAAAUUGAGAGGUUAGGGGCUGAGGAAUUCGCGACGGAGCUUUCCGACGGUGUAGCUUACAUCGCCGGCCAUGACGGAGACGUCAGACCCGUUAUAAUUUUCCGUUUCAAAAACGAUUAUCAGAAAUUGCGUACUCAGAAGCAAUUUUUGCGUUUAGUGGCGUUCACGAUGGAGACUGCAAUAUCGAGCAUGUCCAGAAACGCGGAACGGCGCGUGGUUCUUCUCUUCGAUGCAAGCUUUUUCAGAUCAUCCUCUGCCUUUGCAAAUCUGCUUUUACCAACCCUAAAAAUUAUAGGAGAUAAUUAUCCAUGCCGACUUUACAAGGCCUUUAUCAUUGACCCUCCCUCUUUUUUCCCUUACAUUUGGAAGGGCGUACGUCCAUUCGUGGAGCUAUCAACGCUCACGACGGUGAUCUCUUCGCUGGACUAUGACGAGCAGCUAGAUAUCAGCCACGUUUCCUUAGCAUCCUCAUCAUCAUCAUCAUCAUCAUGUCCUAGAUCCGCUUCCCUACGUUUCGAUGCAUCAUCGAAUAAAUCAGCGGUCGCGAGUGGUUCAGCUUCUUCAAGAUUCGCGUUCACCGUAUCUCAUAACUCCUUGAAGCCGUGGUACCUUUCCUUCACUGACACGUCUCCUCUUAACGCAGCCGUCUCGACCGCGGCCUCUAAAGUUUCUCCGAUCAGCUCGCGGUCGCUAUCUUUCGCGUCUCCGGCGGCGCGUGGCUUAAUAGACGCGAGACAACCCGCAUGCAUGAGAAAGAGUGUGUUUCCCUCGACGCCGUUGCAGGAGAAGACGAAAACGGAGACGUACCGGAAAACACCACGUCCGUCUUUCUUUCAGUCUCCGGCGAUGUUUUUUCGCGGGGGAAAAAAUGUUGGCGGAGGCGAGAAGUCAUCACGUGAAGCGUUCGUACCAUAUCUGAAGUUUUACCGGAGACCGUACGAUGAGACGGCCUAUAGGUCUAAACUGCGGGGUCCACGUGGGUUUGUGUCGGUCGUGUCUUCGCACGUAAGAUGUCGUCAUGCGUCUUUAUCUCAACGGUAAUAACCAGGCUUCUAGCUAUGACGUUAAAAAUACGAGAUUAAGGAACAAAGUAUAUACUAUUAAUUAGAAAAAGUACUACAUUAAUCGGUUCCAUUACUCUACAUUGCGAUGAUAUUUAUUAUUUAAUGAGCUUGAUUUUAAUUUCAUUUGUUUCUAGUUGAGUCAAAAACAAAAGUUCACCAAAUAGUUACUUCAAAGUUCAAACUACCA
Messenger RNA from Brassica rapa (field mustard), 5220 nucleotides. RefSeq lists its product as uncharacterized. Lineage: Eukaryota; Viridiplantae; Streptophyta; Magnoliopsida; Brassicales; Brassicaceae. The record is from RefSeq and is a predicted model, not a curated record.